Messenger RNA from Saccostrea cuccullata (small rock oyster), 3066 nucleotides. RefSeq lists its product as uncharacterized. Gene Ontology annotation, molecular function: protein kinase activity; ATP binding. The record is from RefSeq and is a predicted model, not a curated record. The coding region runs from base 1 to 3066 and encodes 1021 amino acids. Gene Ontology annotation, biological process: protein phosphorylation; signal transduction. Lineage: Eukaryota; Metazoa; Mollusca; Bivalvia; Ostreida; Ostreidae. The transcript has 2 exons. Gene Ontology annotation, cellular component: cytoplasm.
AUGUCAUUUGAAAAUGAUGGAUCCAGCAGUGGUGGAAGGUGUUAUGUCGACAACGCAUACAAUAGAAGACUAGGCAGAGUUGGUAUGCCACAUGGUUCAAUGGUAGUAUCUAGUGGAGGAAGACUAUCCUCAGAAAGCUCCAGCUUUUCAGGAUCAAGUUUUUUAGGAAUGCCUGGUGUAAACAGCGGUAGUGGUAGGUUGUAUGUUGACAACUCUUACAACAGGGCACUGGGCAGAGUUGGUAUGCCACAUGGUUCAAUGGUAGUAUCUAGCAGAGAUGAAAGGCCAUCCGCAGCAGCCUCUCACAUUUUAAGCUCUUUAGGAAACUUUGAUGAAAAUUACAACAGUGGGAGGUCGUAUGUUGACAACUCUUACAAUAGGGCACUGGGCAGAGUCGGUAUGCCUCAUGGUUCAAUGGUAGUAUCUAGUAGAGAUGAUAGGCCAUCCGCAGCAGUCUCCCACAUUCUAAGCUCUUUAGGAAACUUUGAUGAAAAUUACCAUAGUGGGAGGUCGUAUGUUGACAACUCUUACAACAGGUCACUGGGCAGAGUUGGUAUGCCUCAUGGUUCAAUGACGGUAUCCAGUAGGGAUGAUAGGCCAUCCGCAGCAGUCUCCCACAUCUUAAGCUCUUUAGGAAAAUCUGAUGAAAAUUACUACAGUGGGAGAUCGUAUGUCGACAACUCUUUCAACAGGGCACUGGGCAGAGUUGGUAUGCCACAUGGUUCAAUGGAGGUGCCCGAAAGCACUAAAACACUUAUGUCCAACAUCGUAGACUUUUUACAUGGUGCCUAUGGUGUAGACCGUGAAAGUGGUAGGUCGUAUGUUGAAAACUGUUAUAUCGAGACAUUGGGCAGAGAUGGUAUGUCAGUGAGUUCAAAGGCGGUAUCUAGCGGGACAAAUAAGCAAUCUCCAACAAGUUCCAGCCUCCCAGAUUUAAGUUCUUUAGCAAUUACUAGUGAGAGCAGAGAUCAUGAGAGGUCGUAUGUAGACAACUCAUACGACAGAACAUUUGACAGAGAUGGCAUGCCAAUGAGUUCAAAGGAGGAAUCCAAAAGAGAAAGUAGUACAUCGUCACUAAUCAACAAAAUGAUCGCAGCAAGUAAGCAAUCUUCAACAAGACCAGAUUCAAGUUUUUCAGGAAUUACUGGUGAGAACAGAGAUAAUGGAACGUCACAUGAAGACAACUCUUACAACAGAACAUUGGGCAGAGUUGACAUGCCACUGGGGUCAAAGAUAGAAUCUAGUGAGAGAAAAAUACCAUCACCAGCAGAUUCAAGCUCUUCGGAAAAAUCUGCUAGAGACAGUGAUACUAAUGAAAGGUUAUAUGUAGAUAACUCUUACAACAGGACACUGGGCAGAGUUGGUAUGCCACUGGGUUCAAUGAAAACAUCUAAUCGGAAAAGCAGACCCUCCUCAGCGAGCCCCAGCUCUGCAGAAAAGAAGUCUUACGUUGACAAUGCUCACAAUCGAAAGCUUGAUAGAGUAGGGAAGCCAGUUGGAUCCAUGCCUGUUUUCAGUUCAAAACAAUCAUCUGCUUCAAAAACAUAUGUGGAUAAUGAAUACAACCGCAAACUAGGAAGGGUAGGCGUGGAGCAUGGUUCUAUGGUGGUAUCCAAAAGCUCUCCUAAAAAAAGUAGUUCAGGAGGAUCCAAGGUUUAUGUGGACAAUUCCUUGAAUAGAAGUCUUGGGCGUGUCGAUCUUCCUUAUGGAACAUCCACUAAAGUUGAAAAUGUUCGAUUAUACAAGGAUAAUGCAUUCAAUCGAAGACUAGGACGUGUAGGAAAACCAGUUGGAACAGCAGUUCAAUCAAAAUCUGGAUUGGAUGAGUACAGAGUUUAUGCUGACAAUUCGGAAAACCGUCGCCUUGAAAGAGUUGGUUUUCCUACUGGAUCGAGACCAAAAGCUUCAUUCCCAGGAACAAAACGCAGAUAUUGCGACAACGCACUGAACAGGGCUCUAGGUAGAGUUGGAGAAGAGCUUGGAACAAGACCCGUUACUUGCAGCAAAGAAACGGAGUGGAUUCACAAAGUAUAUCAAAGAUACAGAGAAAAUCCGAAAGCAGAGAUACAGUAUCAAGACUUACCAGCAUUGUCAGAAAAAUUGGAAGCAGCUGCUGUAGAAAAAGUUAUGGAUCGAUUAAACAGAGUACAUUUUGAGAGAAAAUGGCGCAAACAGUCAAAAGUAAAGUAUGUUCCGAAGAAUUAUGGUGCAUUACUUCACUACACAGGACCGAUAAUAAAGUAUUCUGAUCUGGAGAUUGGAAAGCCGAUAGGUCGGGGUGGAUUUGGGGUCGUUUAUCACGCCAUGUACAAAGGCUCGGUUGUUGCUGUGAAGAAGUUGCCCUUUUCUAGCGUACCCAUGUCUAUGCUAAAAGGAUUUAACGCUGAGAUCAAUAUCUUAAAUAGACUUGAUCAUCCAUAUAUUGUUAAAUUUAUCGGUGCAUGUAUAUCAAUACCAGAUCUAUGUAUUGUUAUGGAGUACAUGCAGAUGAGUUUACACGAUGCACUGCACGUGGACCGUGCUGAUCUUGGUGAUUUUACUGACGAGGAUCGGUUAAAUAUGAUUAAGCAGACUCUUUCUGGGCUUAAGUAUCUGCAUGAUAAAAAUAUUGCUCAUUGUGACAUCAAGCCUGGGAAUAUUCUAAUUGACCACGAUGGUGAGAAGUUUACCGUUGCCAAACUGUCAGAUUUUGGAUUGAGCAUGAUGAGUCACGAUCCAGCCAGAUGUGCAGGAACACCACGGUAUUCUUCGCCAGAGAUUCUUCGUGGCGAAUUCCUUAACUUAAACCAGAUGAUGAUGAGCGACAUGUAUUCUUACGGGUUAGUUGUGUUCGAGAUUAUUUGUGAAAAAGAACCCUUUGCUAAUUUAAGUAAAGAGCAACUGCAAAUCCAAGUAGGCAGAAAGGGUCUAUUACCGCAGUUCCCUGAAGGUAUUCAUCCUGAUGUUCAUCUGGAAAGCCAGCUUUUGGCUUGUUGGGAUAGAAACCCAGCUAAUCGCCCGACAGCAAGAAGUUUCCUUCGAGUUGUCAAUCGUCUGUCCAGUGUUUAUGCGACAACAGACGAGUAA